Messenger RNA from Hyphopichia burtonii NRRL Y-1933, 1297 nucleotides. RefSeq lists its product as uncharacterized. Gene Ontology annotation, biological process: vacuolar transport. The record is from RefSeq and is a predicted model, not a curated record. The transcript has a single exon. NCBI's taxonomy places the organism in Eukaryota, Fungi, Ascomycota, Pichiomycetes, Serinales, Debaryomycetaceae. The coding region runs from base 152 to 1018 and encodes 288 amino acids.
UUUGUUUAUAGAAUAAGGGGUUUCCGAGAGAUUAUAGAGGAAAACUAGGCUGGAGCAUAUCAAUUUAUUUGAAAUUGUACUUUUUUAUUGUGGGAUUUUCUUAAGUUGAGUAAAAAAAAAAAAAUUAAUUCCACUGCUAUUCCGUAAUACUAUGGUGGUUUCCAGAGCAUAUCGUAGGAUUAUAUUCCUAGUUAUAGUUUUAUUCACUAUAUGUGGAUUAAUAAUAGCAUCCCGUAAACCAAAUCAGCUGAAGUCGCUUGAAUUUUUGGAUUCGGUAACUCAUUUGUCAUUACAUAGUAACAAUGAUCAACAAAAUCAUCCAAGUGAUCGAGGUAAACAUCAGCAGGAUAGUAAACAAGAGGAUAAACAAAAGCCACACCAGCUCGAUCCAUGUACGGUGUUCAAUCCAAUCAAUCAUGGAUUUAUCGAUUUGAGAAGUUUAUCUUCUCAAGGAAAUGAAGGCAGGGCAUUACCAUGGACUUCUAAAGGAUACGAAACGGGGUAUAAUUAUACUUUGGGUAUAUGUUCAUCUCCUUUUAAACAAAAUCAUGAUAAACUCCAUGAAUUGAAAGACGACCUCAAUUCUCUGGAAGUUGGGGGUUAUUAUAUCGAUCCUAAAACCAAUCAAUACGUUUCCAUUGGUCAAUAUAAUGAAAACCCAGUUUUCAAAGGAAGAAAAUUAACCCUCACCUAUGAAAAUGGUUCCUAUUGUGAUAAUCUUGUUGACUCAACAACUGGUAAAAAAUUGAAGAAAUCAACAAUAUUAACCUUUACUUGUGAUCGUGAAAUGUCAGCAAAAGCUCACAUUCUGUACAUUGGCUCAGUUAAUAACUGUAACUACGUUUUUGAAGUUAGGUCCCAUCAUGCAUGUCCAACUGCUGCUAAAGCUGAUAAUUUAGCUGCUGUUUGGAUCUUCUUACUCAUAUUAGUGGCUGCUUUGGCAGUUUAUUUCUCCGGUGGCUUACUAUACAAACAAAUGAAAAGCGCUAGAUUAACUCAAUCUCCCAGCAAAUACUAAUGUGUUUUCUCUUCUCUUCUGUAUUAUACUAUAUUACUGCAUUAUAUUAUUGUAUAGGACCUGGUCAAAAAACUAAAUGUAAGUCUAUUGUGUACUAAAUAAUAUGUCAAUGCCAAAUAAAAAAUCACUUGGCUGAGUGAACCCUGUUUGCCGUUCCGACAUGCAAGCUUAUAUGAACAAUGGUGGCAUCAAUUAACUUCUUCUUUAUUAGUGAAUUAAUGCCGAUGGAAUUUGUUAUCUGAAAAAUAACUUCGGUUGCGAAUAAUGCUUAUCUGCCAC